Messenger RNA from Physella acuta, 3345 nucleotides. RefSeq names its product semaphorin-5A. Gene Ontology annotation, cellular component: plasma membrane. Gene Ontology annotation, biological process: neural crest cell migration; positive regulation of cell migration; semaphorin-plexin signaling pathway. Gene Ontology annotation, molecular function: chemorepellent activity; semaphorin receptor binding. The record is from RefSeq and is a predicted model, not a curated record. Lineage: Eukaryota; Metazoa; Mollusca; Gastropoda; Physidae.
AAUCCAACAACAUAUUUCAUAACGACAGCCUCAACAGUCAGAUCCAGUUGUUGAUGGACGAAGCGACGGACCGUCUUAUUGUAGGGGGAACAGAUAUGUUGUUUGUUUUGGAUAUGAAAACUAUGAAGACUACCCAGACAGUAGAAUGGAUAUCUAGAGAUGAAGUCUUGUGUGAGGCCCGGAAUAUACCUAAGGAUAAGUGCCGGAACUACAUUCGUGUAUUGAUACCUUAUGAAGGCGAUAAAAUCUUCGUCUGUGGAACACACAGCUACUCCCCACAGUGCACUCUCAGAGACGCCCAGGAUCUGAACCUCAUACUUCGUAAUAUAACCGGCGUGACUUACUGCCCCUUCAGUCCGGAUAUCAACUCCAUUGUUGUCAUGACGAGCAAUAUGGACGCAUACAGCGCCUCAGUGGCGGAUCCACAGGAGCGUAACCCGAUCAUAGUCAAGAAGGGUCACGACGGUCACAUUCUGAUUACACCAAAGUCGAAUUCUUACUGGCUGAAUGCUCCAAGUUUUGUAUCUGCUUAUGAGAUCAAUGAAUUUGUGUACUUCUUCUUCCGAGAGGCAGCUGUAGAGAACAUAAACUGUGGAAAGGUGGUUUUUUCAAGAGUUGCAAGAGUGUGUAAGAAUGACAAAGGAAUUGGCACAUGGACUACAUUUUUAAAAACAAGACUCAAUUGCUCUUUGCCAGGGGAAUACCCCUUUUACUUUGAUGAGCUUCAGUCAACGUAUUACUCAGAAGACAAGAAGUUGGUGUAUGGUGUGUUUACAACACCCAAGAAUGGCAUGGCGGGUUCAGCUGUUUGUGUAUAUAGUUUGACAAGCUUUCAAAAUGCUUUUGAAAGCCCAUUUAAGUUUCAAGAACACUACAAUAGUUUAUGGCUAGCCAAGCCUAACAACAACAGUAGACAGUGUGAAAAAACUAAAAGAUCUCCAAAUGAUAGAAGACCACCAAACAAGGGACCUGAAAAUCAUGUGUUGAUGGAUCAGGCAGCCAUGCCAAAAAAUAAUCAACCACUUAUUAUGAAAAGAAAUGAAAGGUGGACCCAAAUAGCAGUAGACCACCUGUUAUCUCAAGGAGAACAUUUUGACAUCAUAUUUCUGGCCACUGAGGAAGGCAAAGUUCUUAAGAUGAUGAAAAAUCCAAGGGCAGAAGAAGCCUGCCUUAUUGAAGAACUCCACGUCGUGCCCAACAAAAGUGAUGUAAUACAGAACAUGAAACUUUCCAAAGCUCACAACUCUCUUUUCAUUGCGAUUAGAGAAAACAUCAUCAAAAUCCCCCUGCAGCGCUGUGAAAGGCUUAGUACAAAGCAGAUCUGUAUAACGGCCCAAGACCCCUACUGUGGCUGGCAUAAUAAAGAUAAGAAGUGCAUCCCGCAACCAGUUAACCCGGAAGAUUAUAUCCAUUGGGAACAGAAAAUUGAAGGAUGCCCUGAUAUAAAGUCACGAAUCCAUGGAGGUUGGUCUGACUGGUCGGAGUGGACCACCUGCCCAUAUAAUGGCGACGACAAACACACAGAGUCGUGUCUCUGUCGGUCAAGAACUUGUGAUAAGCCUGUACCUAUCAAUGGGGGCAAGUACUGCCAUGGACACCAUAUUGAGAUCAAGGACUGCAAAGUGAAUGGGGCCUGGACAGAUUGGUCACCGUGGUCACCCUGUUCUAGGACUUGUGGCUGGGGUGAAAAAACCAGAACACGAAUAUGUGGAGAACCCGCACCCCAGUUUGGUGGAAAGCCUUGUGUUGGUAAAGAUAUAGAUAAGCAGUCAUGUGACAGUGCGCCAUGUCCAGCAAUCCCUAUUGAUGGUGAGUGGUCGGAAUGGGCAGGAUGGAGCACCUGUACUGUCAACUGUAACAAGGGCUUCCAGGUCAGGAAGAGGCGCUGUGACAAGCCCAAGCCCAACAACGGAGGGCGCCUCUGUGAAGGCAACAACGAGCAGUACAGGACGUGUAACACACACGUCUGCACAAAAAAGACAAAUAUAGGAUACUGGUCUGACUGGUUCAACACAAACAGGACAAAAACUGGUCACUUCCAGCAGCGGUUCCGCUUCAAGUGCACGGCUCCAGUUGACAACGCUGAUGAUAUCAAGAUAACAUUCGCAGAAAGCCAGGCGCAGUUCUGUCCCAAGAAAACCAAUACCUGCAGCAGCUUAGACGACAAAACAUCGCCAACAUCUUUAUCAGCGAGAUCUGACCUCGAUGAAUCUCUGCGUAGAGUUUGUAACCGAAAGACUAAAUCGUUCAAAGGAUUCUGUAACUGUCGAACUUUGGGUGUGUUUUUAGUGUGUAAAAAAUGUGACAAUAUAUGACUAGCAGAAAGCUACUGGGAUGUACUGCUUGACUAUUUGGUGGCCCUACCUGAAUACUUUUGGGAGCCACAAAACAAUGAAGUUAACCAAGUUAUAAUCCAAGAUAAGAAGAAAGGUAGGAAAAGAUUAUCUCGGAAAUAUAACAAGACAAGAUCAUCACCUUGAGAUGGGUUAACUUAUUUUGUUUUUGCAUUAUAAAUGAGAUCCACAACCACACAAUUUUGAAAACAAGUAAGAUCAGAACUCUCUACCCCAAAGAAUUAAAAAAUUAAAGUAUUAAUACAUUUUUGAUAUUUAUUUAGAAUAUUUGAUUUUUUUAGUUAAACGUUCUUUUCAAGCAUUUCAUGUUUUCCUGUCAAUUAUAAUCUUUCAUAAUAAACAACUUUUUUGGUAGGGGUCAUUUCUUUAUUCUAAGGGGUUUUUUUUUACUUUAUUUUUAACAAUUUAGUUAUAUUUAUUUUAAUAGCAAAUGCCAAUUUCACUCCUGCAAUUGGUAAUAAUACCUGUAAGCCAUAAGUUAAUCUUAAUUAGAAAUUUACUGUUACUUUAUAAAGAUUCAAAAUUUUAAAAUUGAAUAUUUUUUGCCUAAUUGAUUAGAAUUAAAAUUUGUAUUAUUGCUAGCAUCAGAUUUUGUUUUGUUUUUAGGGGUCAUUCAUUUAUGUCCUAAAAAAACUGGAUAUUUAGACACACUCCUCCUUUCCCCAGCUGUGGAUAUCCAAAAGAUUUAAUUUGAAAAUUAUACAUAGGUAUAAAAAUACUUAUGCAUAUAAAUUCAUUACUGUAUAUGUGUACUUUGCAGUGCUGUAUUUCAUUGAAUGUUAAAAGUAAAAAUUAAAAUCAUUUGAGAAAAAAUCUACUUUUUUUUUUACAACCCCUCUCCAUUCAUGAGAUAAACAUAAAUGAUUGACCCUUUUAAACUGCUGUAACUGUUCAAACAAUACAUCUUGUUGAUUCUCUGUCUUCCACAAAAAAACCAAAACAUUAAAAUUUUGCUAUUGCAAAUAAAUUAUUUCUUAACAAUUUUAAUCUU